AUGGGUCUAAGGGCUCAAGAUCAAGCUCCACACGGGUUUGCUUAUAAGAACCCCACAACUUUCUCAUCAUCAGCAUUUGAUUUCUUUCACCAAAACACUAAUGAUGAUCAGCCCAUUUCCCGAUACCCAUGUGUAGCAACAAUUUGCUCACCAUUGGCUCUAGCAGCUACAGUGGAAUCAGCACUGGCAUAUGAGAGCAAAUCAACAGGACCGAAAAUGGGUGGGAGACGAGUGGGAGCAGGUGCCAUUGCUGGGAUGCUGUUUGGUUUCGUAUUUGUGGUGAUUUUGCCAAUGAGAGUCUACUAUGGGGUGGCCACUCGUCAAGCCAAUUUGAGUUGA
Messenger RNA from Camellia sinensis, 339 nucleotides. RefSeq lists its product as uncharacterized. The record is from RefSeq and is a predicted model, not a curated record. Lineage: Eukaryota; Viridiplantae; Streptophyta; Magnoliopsida; Ericales; Theaceae.